UUCUGGGUCGAUCGAGCGCCGACAGGCCUGAUCUGCUGCCACGCAGGUGCCUGGGGGAGGGCGGGUGCAUCAUCCUGUGUUCACCUGAGCCGCCAGAGCAAAUCCAGCGCAGUCCCCACCGGGCGGCUUUCCUCAGCAGGAGAGGUCGAGCUGGCCGCGGCCCGCGGGCGGACAAGAACCGUGCCAGGGAAGGCUUUGCGGGCUGGCCUGGACGAGGCCUUCCCUCUCCGGCCGUUGCCGCCUGUCGAGGGUUGCCUGCGCUGCGCUGCGAUUCGAGCAGCGGCCGGGCAGCCCAGCAGCUGCUUCCGCAUGGCACCAGCCUGCCACCCUGCCACCAGUCGCCUGCACGCGGCGCACCCCCACCCGGCGCCCUCUACUCCACAUGGCCGGCCGCGGCUGCCUCUAACAGCCUCCCCCGGGCCUGUGCUUGGGCGCGCCUUCCCCGAAACCGCUCCUGCGCCUGUCGUGCUGGCCGUCGCUUGCCCCUUCCUGGCAGGCUGUAACGAGCAAGCACAGACGCAGGCAGCUGCGCCCUGGCACGUUGCCCAUGCAGCGUCGACGUUCCUCGUAUUACACGCUCUGUUCCGCUGCCGUGGCUUCGCCCAGCCAGCCCCGCCAUUGGUGCUCGCUCCGUCUGUCGCCCGGCCGGCCUUCUCCUUCAGGCUUCCCCAUGCCCAGCGCUCAAAGACGAGCCCCAACUCCCAAGCCCGGCGGGCCACCGAGCCCACUGCUGAGUGCUGA
Rasamsonia emersonii CBS 393.64 is the source of this 741-nucleotide messenger RNA. RefSeq lists its product as uncharacterized. Lineage: Eukaryota; Fungi; Ascomycota; Eurotiomycetes; Eurotiales; Trichocomaceae. The record is from RefSeq and is a predicted model, not a curated record. The annotation marks the transcript as partial. The transcript has a single exon.